Menidia menidia (Atlantic silverside) is the source of this 1434-nucleotide messenger RNA. NCBI's taxonomy places the organism in Eukaryota, Metazoa, Chordata, Actinopteri, Atheriniformes, Atherinopsidae. The record is from the annotation of a GenBank genome assembly.
CCUCAGGCGGGGGACCAGCGCUGGGUGAGGACGGCCGGCAGCGCCCUGCACCUGCUGCACUCCCUCUACGGCCCCUUCUCCCGGCUCUACGGGAUCGGCCGCUGCUCCAAGGUGAGACCGGGGCGCCGUCCGCCCGCCGUCCGGCCGGGCGCCGUGUUGCCGUGGCGCCCGCUGACCUGUGUCCCCCCACAGAUGGCCUACGAGGCCUGGAGGGAGCUGGUGGAGGAGGGGGAGAAACACGCCCGCCAGGCCGAAAUCGGGAAUGUUUUUAUCAUCGACCGCGACGUGGACUUCGUCACCCCCCUGUGCUCACAGGUGGUCUACGAGGGCCUGGUGGACGACAUCUUCCGGAUCAAAUGCGGAUGUGUGGAGUUCGGACCCGAGGUCACCUCCUCCGACAAGAGCCUCAAAGUGAUGCUGAACUCCCAGGAUAAGGUCUUCGGCGAGAUCCGGAACGAGCAUUUCUCCAACGUCUUUGGGUUCCUCAGCCAGAAAGCCCGAAACCUCCAGACGGCGUACGAUAAGCGGAGGGGGAUGGACAUACAGCAGAUGAAGGCGUUCGUGUCGGAGGAGCUGAAGGGCCUGAAGCAGGAGCACCGGCUGCUCAGCCUCCACAUCGGCGCCAGCGAGUCCAUGAUGAAGAAGAAGACCAAGCAGGACUUCCAGGAGCUGCUGAAGACGGAGCACUCUUUACUUGAAGGAUUCGAAAUCCGCGAGUGCAUUUCUUUCAUAGAGGAGCACAUCAACAGACAGGUCUCCAUGAUAGAAAGCCUGAGGCUGCUUUGUCUCCUGUCCAUUACUGAAAACGGACUUUUGCCAAAAGAUUACCGGUCCUUAAAAGCACAGUUUCUGCAGAGCUAUGGGAUGGACCACCUCCUCACGUUUGCCAACCUGAAGCAGCUGGGGCUGCUGGUGGAGCAGCAGCCCGGGGACACCCUCACGGCCAUGGAGAGCAAAGUGGGCAAACUGGUGAACGACAGAGCUGCAGGAAAACUGACUGAUGCUUUUUCCUCUCUGGCAAAGAAGAGCAACUUCAGAGCUCUGAGCCGAAAGCUUAAUCUGGUGCCAAAGUCUGAUGAGGAGUACGACCUGCGCGUCCCCAGGGACAUGGCCUACAUCUUCAGUGGUGCUUACAUCCCUCUGAGCUGCAAACUCAUAGAGCAGGUGCUGGAGCGGGGGGGCUGGACGGGGCUGGAGGAAGUCACCAGACUCCUAAACGGACACGAAUUUGCCGUCACAGGCAGCAGCGGAGCGGAGACGAGGAACGACUCCCAGAGGAUCAUUCUGGUCAUGUUCCUGGGCGGGUGCACCUUCUCUGAGAUUUCAGCCCUUCGCUUCCUCGGCAGAGAAAAAGGUUAUAAGUUUAUUGUGGUAACGACGGCCAUCACUAACAGCUCCAGACUUCUGGAGGCUCUGCUGGGGAACCAGCUGUGA